Messenger RNA from Zingiber officinale, 1238 nucleotides. Its product is annotated as NAC domain-containing protein 68-like. The record is from RefSeq and is a predicted model, not a curated record. The coding region runs from base 138 to 977 and encodes 279 amino acids. Gene Ontology annotation, biological process: regulation of DNA-templated transcription. The transcript is spliced from 3 exons. Gene Ontology annotation, molecular function: DNA binding. Lineage: Eukaryota; Viridiplantae; Streptophyta; Magnoliopsida; Zingiberales; Zingiberaceae.
AAGGCGACGCAUUGCAUGCCCAAGAAAUCUUCGUGGGCGACCGACGGGAUAUCUAAACAGGAGCGAGGAAGCGAGCAGUGAGGGCGAACUUACUCCAGAAUCUCGGCUUCCAUUGGUGGAGUUGUCCGAGAGCAAAGAUGUCGAGGACGCGAGACGCUGAGGCCGAGCUCAACUUGCCGCCGGGGUUCCGGUUCCACCCCACCGACGAGGAGCUCGUCGUGCACUAUCUCUGCCGGAAGGCCGCCGGCCAGUGCCAGCCGGUUCCUAUCAUCGCAGAGAUCGACCUCUACAAGUUCGACCCCUGGGAACUUCCAGCAAAGGCGUUGUUCGGCAAGAAGGAAUGGUACUUCUUCACCCCUCGCGAACGGAAGUACCCGAACGGCUCAAGGCCGAACAGGUCUGCAGGGACAGGCUACUGGAAGGCGACGGGGGCCGACAAGCCGAUCUCGCCCAAGGGCAGCAGCGCGACGGCUGGGAUCAAGAAAGCUUUGGUCUUUUACUCUGGGAAGGCACCGCAAGGAGUAAAGACUGACUGGAUCAUGCACGAGUACAGGUUGGCCGAUGCCAAACGAGGCCACAACAAAGGAAGUUUAAGGUUAGAUGAUUGGGUUCUUUGCCGGUUGUACAACAAGAAGAAUACCUGGGAGAAGAUGCAGCUCGAGGAGAAGUCGUCAUUUGUAGAGACCAUGGAUUUGGCGUAUGACACAGUGUCGGACAGCUUCAGAACAGCAGAAUCCGACGUCGAAAAUGACAGUGUGUUGCCAAAUAUCAGUGAUCUUUUCGGCACGACCCAAGCUGCUACUGGACCACAACAAGCACUGAGCACCUGCAAUGAAGAUGGACUUCAGAUGGUUCACAGAUGCCAGAAAGAAGACAGUGAAUGGUUUAGGGACUUGAAACUGGAAGACUUGCAGACCUCUUGCAUGAGUUUCGGAUUACCAGUGCCCCAUUAUGGACGCAGCCAACCAAGAUCAUAACUCGCAACUUGUUGUCCCUUCAGCUACCAUUCUGAAUCAAACAAAAACUCAUAAGAUGUGCAUAGACUUACAAGGUAGUGUCUAGGAUGGUAGAGCAGAGAUCAUGAAGAGACCUUAGGAUUUGUCUAUUUGAGUUCAUGUAUUGUGGAGAAAGAUGGGUGUUUUUCUGAAAGGAGGGCUGCAUUUGCUCCAUAUUUUAUGUAAGAAACUUGUCUUUCUCUAAUAGGAAUGUAUAACAACAUCUAAAUUUUGCUAGACAAA